This is a messenger RNA of Cyclopterus lumpus (lumpfish), 2297 nucleotides long. RefSeq lists its product as uncharacterized. The coding region runs from base 1 to 2217 and encodes 738 amino acids. Lineage: Eukaryota; Metazoa; Chordata; Actinopteri; Perciformes; Cyclopteridae. The record is from RefSeq and is a predicted model, not a curated record. The transcript is spliced from 12 exons.
AUGUUUAGCUUCAGCGCGGCGUCCACGGGAAGCUCUGCGAUUGGCCGACUGCCGGUGAAAUGCACCCUGGGAGUCGUGGUUUACUUCUCCCCUUCAGAGACUCAGACAUGUCCUCACCCUUUCAACAUGAAGUCCAGGAUCCAGAGUGGAUCACAGAGUUCACACAGACUGGAGCCCACACCCCCUCCCACCCAAUCGGUGAAUGUUGAUCAAUGUGCCUCGUCCUCUCACCUGGUCGCCAGCUCAGAGUCCUUCCACAGGUACAAGUACUUCUACCUGCCUAUGUACUUCCACAGGUACAAGUACUUCUACCUGCCUAUGUACUUCCACAGGUACAAGUACUUCUACCUGCCUGUGUACUUCCACAGGUACAAGUACUUCUACCUGCCUAUGUACUUCCACAGGUACAAGUACUUCUACCUGCCUGUGUACUUCCACAGGUACAAGUACUUCUACCUGCCUGUGUACUUCCACAGGUACAAGUACUUCUACCUGCCUAUGUACUUCCACAGGUACAAGUACUUCUACCUGCCUAUGUACUUCCACAGGUACAAAUACUUCUACCUGCCUAUGUACUUCCACAGGUACAAGUACUUCUACCUGCCUAUGUACUUCCACAGGUACAAGUACUUCUACCUGCCUCCUGCCUAUCCUACACUACAUCUCAGAGGGUCUCGUGACCUCUCGGUGACCUCUGACCGGGUGAAAACCGGGCUCCCUGAUUGGCUGAGCGGGCUCGCUGUCAGACAGGUGAAGAUGGCGGCUCAGGUGCGCGUGGUGCUGCUGCUGCUGCUGCUGCUGCUGCUGAGCGAGUCGGUGCUGCCCGGACCCCCCGGACCCGGACCCCCCACCACCGGACCCCCAGGACCCCCCACCACCGGACCCCCAGGACCCCCCACCCCCGGACCCGGUCCGGACUCUGCGCGCGGCAGGGCGGAGCUGCGGCGCGUGCGCAGCCUCGCCGCUCAGCCCGGGUACGGAGGGUGUUGGGCGCGAGCUCUGGAGCACCUGGACACGCGCUGCAGAGACAUGACGUCACAGAGCCAGAGCCGGAUGGCGCUCAGCUUCACCUUCUGUCACCUGAGCAGCUCAGGCAGGGAUUUCCCAUCAUGCCCUGAGGGGUCAGAGGUCAGCAGGUGUACAGCAGGUAUGGACGCUGUGGCCUUUAACACCUACACAGAGUUCUUCACCCACACGCACUCCAUCUGUCACUUCCUGCAGUCUGAAACCUGGCAGAGUCGAGCCGAGAACACCAUGUACAGGUUGACGGAGAGUUCAGCAGGUGUAGCUGAGCAGCUUCAGUCCACUCGGCAGAUGGCGGAGGACUUGAUUGAAGCCCAGACUGCUGCCUUACAGGUGCAGCAGGAUAUUCUGAACAAUGGGGAGGAGCUGAGAGUCACCCUGAGAGACUCUACCCAGGGUCUGCGGGCGGUGUUCUCGGAGCUCAGCAGUGUCUCCAGAGAACAGCAGGUGGCGCUGUCUGAACUCUUCAACCGAGUUUCCUUCCUGCAGAGCUUCCUGCUGAUGGAGGCUCACAGUCUGAGCUCCUCCUGCUACAACGCGGCUGCCCUCUGCACCUCCUUCCUCCUCACCUCCACCCAGCGCUCCUCUCGAGCCAGGUUGGUGUUGAUGAGCUUGGUGUGUGUAAACUUUUACCUGGAGAGGAGGAUCUACCAAUACGUGAUGAACUCUGAUCAUCCUGAACACACACACAUGGAGCUGGUCGGUGCGUAUGCCAGUGUGUUGCGGCGCUUCAUGGUGUGUGUUGCCGUGUGUGUGCUGCUGUAUGUGUGUGUUGGGUACAGAGACCCCCUGCAGCAGAGUCUGCAGGUGCUGCAGCAGCUCAGAGAGACGCAGAGCAGCCUGAAGGAGGCGCUGCAGCACGCAGAGUCUUUGGGGAAGCAACACAAGAAGAGGAGGCCGGAGAGGAGAAGAAGAGCGGAGAUGAAAAGAGAGGAGGAGGAGCAGGAGGAGGAGGAGGAGGAGCAGGAGGAGAUAUGGAGCGCGUUGGUCCCAGACCUGUCUCACAUCUCUCACAUGGGUUGGAGUACUGACAGUAUUCUCAGCAGUACAGCUGCUGACGUCACCUUGCAGCAAUACAAUACCCACAAUGCUUCAGUGGAGAGUCCCUCCCCCCCACCUCUGGUCUACAGCAUCCCGGUGGAGGACAGACAGCCUCGCUACAGCCUGCGGAGCAGAAGGUCAGAGCCUCGCUGAAGGUCAGAGCCUCGCUGAAGGUCAGAGCCUCGCUGAAGGACGCUCUCUCUCUGUUCACCUGUUUUUACCUGAAAGUUUCU